Molecule: messenger RNA, 2922 nt
Organism: Diatraea saccharalis (sugarcane borer)
Lineage: Eukaryota; Metazoa; Arthropoda; Insecta; Lepidoptera; Crambidae
Source: the annotation of a GenBank genome assembly
UCAGCCGAGCUGAGAUGGUUGUGGGAGUCGUGCAACAAAACUGAGAUGAAUCAAGGCGGACUAAAACACGCUGCCACGGAGUCGAGGCUCGAUAGUAAACGGGAGCGGCGUCGCGGAGCUUCGGGCCGCGCAGCUGCCCUACGGCGGGCUCCUUCAGACUCUGACUGUUCUGGUGAGACAGCAUCGCUGUCGGCCGACAGUGGCGACCGCGUCGUGAGACCACCACCGCCUCCAACCCGCGCUGCCAAGUCACGCAGCCGGCGACGUGGUAGUGAAUGGGAGGUGCUAGAAGGACUGAAAGAUGGCCAGCGGUUCGAGAAACGCCCCGAUGUCUUCAACGGGUACCUACAUAAGAAGCGCAAAUGGCCUCUGAAGGGAUGGCAUAAGCGCUUCUUCGUUGUGGACGGUGGUAUAUUAGUAUACGCACGUUCACCGACAGACGUGGCGCGCGGACGUUUGCACGGUUCAGUGGACGUCGGUCUGUCUGUGAUAUCGGCUAAAGCUCGCCGGCGUCGCAUCGAUAUAGACGCCGACGAGUUCAUAUACCACCUGCGAGCUAAGACAGCUGACGUGUUCAGAACAUGGCUCAACGUACUGAAGGCGCAUAGACUCUACAGGCAACACUUACUUACAUUUGGUGCUCGGGAAUCUGUGCCUAAAAUCCAUGCGCCACUCGACGAUUUACCACCGACGGAUACAUCAUCACGGCUGGUUAGCCCGACGUCCCUGGCGCAACGCGGUCCGCAAGCUGGCUUCGUGUCGGGCACGCCCGGUGGACGGUUCGCUGGCUGGAUUAUAGAAGCCGGUGGCCCACUAGAAAAUGCGUCCCGAGAACUUGGACAAGCGCAACUAUCGGUGCAGCAGCUGCAGCGCCUAUUGGAAGCGCUGGAGCUGCAACAUCAGGUGCACCACGACACUGACGUAUCUUUAGAAGGCGCCUCGCCUAAUGUAAAGAAAGAUCGUCGCAAAUUCGGCCUUCGCAAAAAGAAAUCCAACAGCAAAUGUGCCUCUGUGGAGCUCGCACCUCCACAUAUAGACCCCUCCAGUUCACACAUGGCGUUAUCUGCCCUCACUGCACCUCCGUCACCAGGCGGCGGUGCAUCUUCUGCACCUAAUUCUGCCGCUUCAUUGCCAAUCGCUUGUGCCGCAGCCAGACCUCAAUCACUGCCAGGGGCGGAGUCGCUAGGGGGCGCUGCGGGGCCCGCUAGUCUCACCAGUCUCACCCCAGAUCACCAGCUCAGGGAAGACUUCACUAUCCUUGCGAAAGACUUGGUUACCAAUCUAAAAAGCAUCGUGUCGACUUUGGUGAUAGAAAGAGGCCGUCUCCGUGCGGCAGUGGAAGCGACGGAUGGCUCUUCUCCCGGUGCACUGUUAGCCGCGUUGCGUACAAAUCUCAGCUCCGCCUUACAUCAAAACAACGUGUUGAAUACAGAACUGCGUUCCCGGCUGUCGCGAAUCCAUGACGCAUCCGACUUGGCAGAGAUAUCGUCUGUGGGACCUAAUUCGGAUCCUCAGGGUAACCGUCAGUUCCAACAGUCGUUGAGCUACAGUUCUUCAUGCGUUUCUGCAUCGGAGUUCUUCGACGCGGAGGAACACGAAGACGACCUCAAGCCGUCAGAGAUCAUAGCGGCAGACGAGGCAGGAGUUAUAGAGUUGGACGGCGACUCAUCUUCCGAAGCGGGCUCGUUGAGCAGCGAAGAAGGCUCGGCGAGUUCCGAUAACUCUGACGGAGCGAUGCUCUCGGCGGAGCAAGUGACGCUGCGUUUGAAUCAAAACGGCAUCGAACCCCGACCCGCGUCAUGUUGGACACGACGGACUUGCUUACCGAGCCCUCGGCCUACACCCGGCGGGCCGAGUCUAUGGAACCUCCUGUACAAGAACAUAGGGAAGGACUUGAGUCAGAUAUCUAUGCCAGUCACCAUCAACGAACCGUUGAAUAUGUUGCAGAGGCUGUGCGAAGAGCUCGAGUACUCUGAACUCCUAGACGCGGCGGCUGAAUGUAAGAACGAGGUGGAACGUAUGGCGUUGAUAGCCGCGUUCGCUGUGAGCGCGUACGCAUCGUCAGCUCAUAGGGCUGCCAGUAAACCGUUCAAUCCACUACUGGCCGAGACAUACGAAUGCAUCAGAGACGACAAAGGGUUCAGAUUCAUUGCAGAACAGGUAUCGCACCAUCCUCCAAUAUCGGCAUGUCACGCGGAAUCGAGUCGAUGGUGUUUCUGGCAGGAGGCUCGUAUAAAGACAAAGUUCUGGGGCAAAUCUAUGGAGUUCCAACCGGCGGGGCGAGUGCACGUACGAUUAACCACCACCGGGGAUCAUUACAGCUGGAACAAGGUAACAACUUGUGUACAUAAUUUGUUCGGUGGUCAGCGAUGGGUGGAUCAAUACGGCGAUAUGCACAUCACCUGCCACGGUACUGACAUCACGUGUAAACUAAACUUUAUAAAGGCCAGUUCUUGGAGCAGUAGUCGUCACGAAGUCCGCGGCAUGGUAACUGGUGGUGGAAGACUGAGGCUCCAGGGGCGAUGGUCUGAAGCCCUGUACGCGGGGGAACCGCCCGCCGCGCGCUGUCUAUGGCGACCAGGUGCUAUGCCUCCGGAACACGAGUUGUAUUAUGGCUUCACUCGGUUCGCGAUGGAGUUAAACGAAAUGGAGCCAGGCAUGCAGAAGAUGUUACCACACACAGAUACGCGAUUCCGGCCAGACCAACGUGCCCUAGAGCUGGGCGAUGUAGACGCGGCGGAACAUUACAAACACGAGUUGGAACAAGCGCAACGUGAACGGCGACGUGACUGUCCAGACCAUAUGCCUGCCUGGUUCAGUAAACGGAUGGAGGAUGGUGAGGAGAUGUGGGUAUUCACCGGUGAUUAUUGGAAGGCGCGCGAGGCCAACUUCCCCGGACAUACCGCGCCCCGUAUCUGGUGA